Molecule: messenger RNA, 2143 nt
Organism: Drosophila rhopaloa
Lineage: Eukaryota; Metazoa; Arthropoda; Insecta; Diptera; Drosophilidae
Product: muscle M-line assembly protein unc-89
Exons: 2
Coding region: 127-2100 (657 amino acids)
Source: RefSeq, a predicted model, not a curated record
UCCACCUAAACAAAAACCUUUUCGAUGUUUCACCAAAAAAAUUAGUGUGUUUGAUGCUGGGCUAAUCCCUAAUAAGAUUUGGUCCUCCUUUUAAUUGUGGGUCUUGCUUAAAUCUUGGGUAGCAGGAUGCUGCGCUGUAGAUCAAUGAGUGAGCCGUGUCAAUGUGUUCAAUAUCGUUAUGGAAUGCCGAUGUCAUACCAAGAACAAUGCAUGCCUGCAGUAAAAUAUCGCAACUUCGGUUAUUUUCCGCAGAAGACAAGCCUGUCGUAUAAUUCAAGAGCACAGGCUGGGAGCUGUCCACGACCUUGCUGCCCAAAUAGAUCAGAUCCUCAGGAAGUUAUUCAGGAUUUUGCCGCAAAAAAUUCUCAGCAACUUCCCCAGGAAUCUCCUCGAAAUUGUAAUUUUCAGCCUUCUCGAAACUACAACUUUGGGCAGCAAAGUCCUAGGCAAGUUCCCCAGGAAGCGCGUCAGCAAUUUUCCCAGCAGUCUCCUCCACAAUGUUUCCAGCAGUCUCCACCACAAUUUUUCCAGCAAUCUCCUCAACAAUUUUCCCAGCAGUCUCCUCAACAAGCGCGACAGCAAUUUCCCCAGGAAUCUUGCCAGCCAUUUCCACAGGGAUCUUCACGAAAGUGUUACUUCCAGUUAACUUCUCAAAACUGUGGCCAGCAAUCUCCUCAAAACUGUGGCCAGCAAUCUCAAAACUGUUUCCAGCCAAAUCCCCAAAACUGUUUUCAGAAUAAUUUCGAAGACGACAGGGGCAGGAAUUUCCCGCAAAGGUGCUCCUGUUCUAUAACCCAUGAAAUGGGCGUUCAAACGGAUGAGAUGGAUUGUGAGGUCAAGAAGGACCAGACGCCAAAGCCUGAGGAACCUAAAAAGACCGAGGAGAUCCCCGAGGAAUCCAAGGAUCUGGUGGAACCCGACAUAAUCGAGGUUACCGAGUUUACGACGAAGGAGAUGGAGGUGAACCAUCGCACUGGUGAAAAGGAAAUUAUACUCAGUGAGGUCCAAUCCGUCACCCAUUUCCCAAUUGAUGGCACGAAGGCCUUCACCGAGACUCAGACGCGGAGUAAGAUCACACAGGUGUCGGGAUCGGGAACAAACCUUAGGCAGGAAACCCAGAGCAAGAAGACCGUUCGAGCGAAAACCAAAAAGGAAGCUGUCAUUCCUCACCGCGUCCUGCGCGAGUCAGAGUUGGAGCCAAUAAUGGAGUCUUUAAAGGAGCAAUCCGGUAACAGAUCAGCCAGUUCCGUGGCAGAGGAGCUGGUCUACCAGGAAUAUGAAGCAUUUGAGAGUGACUUUAAGAAUCCCAAUGAACCGCAACUAACAUCUUACCACUCUCCCAUUUCCCAGUCACCAGUGGAACAUAUGAGCCGCUCGGAAUCCGGAAAGGAUAUGUCUUUGGAAGACCGGACCAGCCACAGUAACAAUUCCGUUGAACAGGACGAUGAGAAAAGCAAGCCUUUUGUCCUGUUAAAUAGUACCAAUUCGGAGGUUAAAUUGGUAGAGAAACCCACAGUGAUAAAAGGAAAAAGAAGAAAAAAAUCCUCCGAACUUAGCAAUGUGAGCACCGUACAUGUGAGGGUAACUAAUAGAAAGGAGGCUUCUGUGAUGCGCCCAAAUGCCAGCAGAGACUCGCAGAGAAAUUUGACAUCGGUAUUUCAGAGCAGAGUUGAGCAGAUGAUUGUAAAGAAACGAAAGGAGAAGAAACCAGAAGUGAAGAAACCAGAGGAGAAGAAACCAGAAGAAAAGAAACCAGAAGAGAAGACGCCAGAAGAGAAGAAACCGGAGCCAAAGGAACCAGAGAAAAGGAUACCAGAGCAAAGGAAACCCGAGGAGAAACCAAAGAAAAAGAAACCACAGGAAAAGAAACCGAAGCGCAAGCUUUUCCAGCAAACGGAAAUGAAGCAUGGCUAUCCCUCUGAUGACUUGGUCUGCAGAUAUGCGAAUCCUCCGAAGUGUCGACCCAACACCAGCUUCUUCAGAUGCCCCCGUCCACCGUCCUCCUGCUGCAGACAAUGCCCCUCCUCGCCCCCCAAACCCAUACAAUACGAUCCCAUCUACGGUUUUGGCAGCAAGGUCAUAGCUUACUAUCGCUGUUAGAACAGAAAAUAUCCAUAGUUAACAAAAAAUCAUCAACAAAUCA